Molecule: messenger RNA, 199 nt
Organism: Funneliformis caledonium
Lineage: Eukaryota; Fungi; Glomeromycota; Glomeromycetes; Glomerales; Glomeraceae
Source: the annotation of a GenBank genome assembly
AUGAUUAUAACAAGGUCUACAAUAGAAAAGUCUGCUACUGCAGUUGCUGUUGCAGACAGAAAUGAAAAUGAUUUAACAGCAAAAGAAGCUGAAGAAGAAUUAACCAUAGCAGAAAAAACUAUAACAGCAUUAGAAAAUGCAUUAAAUGAAAAAACAGUAAUAGCAUCAAAAGCAUCAAAAGCAUCAUCAUUAACAAGUG